AUGUGUGUUCGUGUGUUCGCCUGUGACAAGCAACACCCACCCAACCCAUGUGUAUAUUUUGAAUCCCUCCUCUCGGCGCCCGCGUCCUCCGUGUCCGUGUCCGUGCGGCGCAGCUACGCCGCCUCGUCCGCCUCGGCGGUGGAGAGCCUGGACCUGAGCCAGGUGGCGGCCAUCAGCAACGACCUCAAGUCCAUCCGCAGCCAGGAGAAGGCGCAGCUGCAGGACCUCAACGACCGCUUCGCUAGCUUCAUCGAGCGGGUGCACGAGCUGGAGCAGCAGAACAAGGUGCUGGAGGCGGAGCUGCUGGUGCUGCGGCAGAAGCACGCCGAGCCCUCGCGCUUCCGCGCGCUCUACGAGCAGGAGAUCCGCGACCUGCGCCUGGCCGCCGAGGAGGCGACGAGCGAGAAGCAGGCGCUGCAGGGCGAGCGCGACGGGCUGGAGGACACGCUGCGCGGGCUGCAGGCGCGCUACGAGGAGGAGGUGCUGAGCCGCGAGGACGCGGAGGGCCGGCUGCUGGAGGUGCGCAAGAGCGCGGACGAGGCGGCGCUGGCGCGGGCCGAGUUGGAGAAGCACAUCGACAGCCUGCUGGACGAGCUGGCCUUCCUCAAGAAGGUGCACGAGGAGGAGCUGGCCGAGCUGCAGGCGCAGAUCCAGUACGCGCACCUCUCGGUGGAGAUGGACGUGGCGGCCAAGCCCGACCUGUCGGCGGCGCUGCGCGACAUCCGCGCGCAGUACGAGAAGCUGGCGGCCCGCAACAUGCAGAACGCGGAGGAGUGGUUCCGCAGCCGCUUCACCGUGCUCAGCGAGAGCGCCGCCAAGAACACGGACGCCGUGCGCGCCGCCAAGGACGAGGUGUCCGAGAGCCGCCGCCUGCUCAAGGCCAAGACGCUGGAGAUCGAGGCCACGCGCGGCAUGAACGAGGCGCUGGAGAAGCAGCUGCAGGAGCUGGAGGACAAGCAGAACGCCGACAUCUCCGCCCUGCAGGAUACAAUUAACAAAUUAGAAAAUGAACUGAGAACCACAAAGAGUGAAAUGGCCCGGUAUUUGAAAGAAUACCAAGAUCUUCUCAAUGUGAAAAUGGCUCUGGACAUUGAAAUUGCAGCAUACAGGAAAUUGUUGGAAGGUGAAGAAACCCGACUCAGUUUCACCAGUGUUGGAAGCAUAACCAGUGGCUACACACAGGCUGUCCCAACCUUUGGCAGGUCUGCCUUCAGUGGUUUACAGAGCAGCUCCUACUUGAUGACAUCUCGUACCUUCCCCACUUACUACUCUAGUCAUGUUCAAGAAGAACAGAUAGAAGUAGAGGAAACUAUUGAAGCAGCUAAAAUGGAAGAAGCCAAAGGGGCACCCCCUGCAGAAGGAGAAGGUGCUGAAGAGGAAGGUGAGGAAGAAGCAGGAGGUGAAGAAGCUGAAGAAGAAGAAGGUGCCAAAGAGGAAGCUGAAGAAGCCAAAGAGGGUGAAGAAGAGGAAGGAGGAGAAGGGGAAGAAGCAGCAGAAGAAGGAGAGGAAUCCAAGGAAGCUGGUGAGGGAGAGAAGGAAGAAGAGGUGGCAGGAGAGGAAGAGAGUGAAGAGAAGAAGAAGGAUUGAUUUAGACUGUGUGUAGGUUUCCCAAUUAGGUCAACAGUACAACCCAUAAUUGACUUAGCUAAAAUUGCUGCACCACAUAUUUAAUUCAGAGACCACUAAGGUUUAAAGUUAAUGUUCUAUGAUGUUUCUGUCUAUGCAAAGUAUCAGCAUGCUUGCAGAGUGCCCUGCUGGCUUGCUACCAGAAUACGCAUGGCGUAUGUGUCUGAGUGUGGGAAUUAUGGUCAGUCUGGGGGAUUAACAACCUUAAAAAAAAUCAAGUCACAGGGUAAGAAUUCAUUUACACUUAAAAUAUUUAUGGAAACCUUGGGUGGUUUAACUAAUGAAGGCUUCAAUAAGUAUGUGCAAUACAGCUAGUCAAUAAAGUUA
Molecule: messenger RNA, 1953 nt
Organism: Alligator sinensis (Chinese alligator)
Lineage: Eukaryota; Metazoa; Chordata; Crocodylia; Alligatoridae
Gene: NEFL
Product: neurofilament light
Exons: 5
Coding region: 1-1587 (528 amino acids)
Biological process (GO): neurofilament bundle assembly
Cellular component (GO): intermediate filament; axon; cytoplasm
Molecular function (GO): structural constituent of postsynaptic intermediate filament cytoskeleton
Source: RefSeq, a predicted model, not a curated record